This is a messenger RNA of Thalassophryne amazonica, 2678 nucleotides long. It is a transcript of the gene prpf39, whose product is annotated as PRP39 pre-mRNA processing factor 39 homolog (yeast). The coding region runs from base 134 to 2494 and encodes 786 amino acids. The transcript is spliced from 16 exons. Lineage: Eukaryota; Metazoa; Chordata; Actinopteri; Batrachoidiformes; Batrachoididae. Gene Ontology annotation, biological process: mRNA 5'-splice site recognition; RNA processing. Gene Ontology annotation, molecular function: protein binding. Gene Ontology annotation, cellular component: commitment complex; U1 snRNP; U2-type prespliceosome. The record is from RefSeq and is a predicted model, not a curated record.
AACUGAGCAUGCGCAGUUGCUGCUUCUUCCUCCAGCCGAUAAUGACGGUAGAAGUGCGCUCGGUCGUGCUUCAAGAUUAGAUAAAGUUACUGAGAAAAAUUCUUCACAAGAUUAUUAGCGAGACUAUACUUUCAUGGACGAUAUUGGGUUGCCCCCUACCAACGAGCCCAGUGCUGGAAUGCUAAACAUGGAGCCCCCAGCCAUGGAGAGUAAUGGGAAUAGCUUAUUGCAAGAGUGGUCUCUGAACCAGGUUCCUUCUGGAAGUCUCACCACUGUCUUGCCUGAGGAUUCAGAUAUGUCUCAGGAAGCUAGUGAACAACAGCAGCAAGUAACCCAACAGCUUAAGUCCACAGAUUUGGGAUCUGUGGAGAAGGUAGUGGAAAAUUUCCAGCUUGACAGUGCUCAGCUGUGUCCAGAGGAGCAGCCACCAUUGCCACCACUGCCACCAUUGCCACCACAGGAACCAGAAGAAAUUUUCCCGCCUCCAGAAAAUGCUGCAGAGUCCUUCGCGAUGGUGGCACAUAACCAGGAGAUGAGUGCAGUGGUAGAGGCUACUGUACAGGAUGGUAUUCAAGGAGACGCUGAGACGCCACAGGUGACAGAGGAUGGUAUGGAAUUAGAAGACCCCUCCAAAGACCCAACACAAGAAACAGCUAUUCCUGCAGAACCAGAGCUGCCCAGUGAAUUUGAAAAACUCUUCAAAGGCUGUGAGGACAACCCAGAGGACUUCAAUGGUUGGGUUUAUCUACUGCAGUAUGUGGAGCAAGAGAAUAACAUUGUAGCCGUGAGGAAGGCAUUUGAUGUGUUUUUCUACCGCUACCCUUACUGCUAUGGUUACUGGAAGAAGUAUGCUGACAUAGAGAAGAAGCAUGGAAACAUACAGGUUGCAGAAGAGGUGUACAGACGAGGUUUGCAGGCCAUCCCCCUCAGUGUGGACCUGUGGCUUCACUACCUGACUUUCAUCAAAGACAACUCAGACCAGACUGACCCAGAAACAGAGGGACGCAUUCGAGCUGCCUAUGAACAUGCAGUGCUGGCUGCAGGCACUGACUUCCGUUCAGACCGUUUGUGGGAGUCCUAUGUCAACUGGGAAACGGAGCAGCAGAGGCUGGCCAAUGUCACAGCUAUCUAUGACCGUAUCCUGGGCAUUCCUACCCAGCUGUAUUCCCAACACUUCCAGAGGUUCAAAGAGCAUGUACAGAGCAACAACCCCAAACACUUCUUGUCAGAAGAGGAAUUUAUACAGUUGAGGCUGGAGCUGUCCAAAACCAACCCAGCAGGCAUGGUAGGGGAUGAAGGCGAGACCCCCGUUUCUGAGGAGGAACUGCCACCUGGUACUGAGGACCUUGUGGACCCCGCUAAGAGGGUGACUGAGAUUGAGAAUAUGCGCCACAAGGUGAUUGAAGUCCGGCAGGAGGUGUUCAACCACAAUGAGCACGAAGUCAGCAAGCGGUGGACUUUUGAAGAAGGGAUAAAGAGGCCGUACUUCCAUGUCAAAGCCUUGGAGAAGACCCAACUGAACAACUGGAGUGAAUACCUGGAUUUUGAGAUUGAGAACGGGACUCCUGAGCGUGUGGUGGUUCUCUUCGAACGAUGCCUUAUCGCCUGCGCCCUCUACGAGGAUUUCUGGAUCAAGUAUGCAAAGUAUAUAGAAGGCUACAGCACUGACGGCGUGAGACACAUCUACAAGAAGGCCUGCACCACUCAUCUUCCCAGAAAACCUACAAUUCACCUGCUGUGGGCUGCGUUUGAAGAGCAGCAAGGCAACGUCGAUGAGGCUCGUCGUAUCCUGAAAGAAAUGGAAGAAAUCAUCCCAGGUCUGGCCAUGGUGCGCCUUCGAAGAGUCAGCAUGGAGCGCCGCCACGGGAAUAUGGAGGAAGCAGAGUCGUUGCUGUGGGAGGCCAUGGAGUCUGCAAAGAACACCACAGAGACGUCCUUUUAUGCUGUUAAACUCGCAAGGCAGCUGGUGAAGGUGCAGAGAAGUCUGAGCAAAGCCAAGAAGGUGCUGCUGGAAGCCAUUGAAAAAGACCAGACAUGUCCAAAGUUGUAUCUCAACCUGUUGGAGCUGGAGUACAGCGGAGAUGUGAUGCAGAAUGAAGCAGAGAUCUUGGCUUGUUUCGACCGUGCACUGAAUAGCCCAAUGGCCCUUGAGUCCCGCAUCCUGUUUGCCCAGCGCAAAGUUGAGUUCCUGGAGGACUUUGGCAGUGACAUCAAUGUACUUGUGGCUGCAUAUGAGGAACACCAGAGACUACAAAAAGAAAGCGAGUCAACAAAGAGGAAAGCGGAGAACGGCUCUCAGGAGCCUGAUGCCAAGAGACAGCGUGUCGAUGACGCGUCCUCAGCAGCCAACACGAUGACUGAUAUGCAGGCAAACAACUCUGCGUACAACUACAACUGGUACCAGCAACAAUAUGGCGGAUGGGGACAAAAUACCUGGGGCCAGUACAACCAGUACGCCCAGUAUAACCAGUACUACCUCCCUCCACCCACAUGAUGGACACAUCCUGACAUGAAGAUGGAGAUCCAGAUGAAAGCAUCCUUUCUAAUGACUCCUCUUUCUUUGCAGUUUUGGCCACAUUUUUCAAACUACCCAGCAGCUUGUGUUCAGCGAGGAACUGAAAAAAAAAAGGAAAUUAAACCACAAUUUGAAUAAAUAACAUCAUAAUACACUGCGUUUU